Molecule: messenger RNA, 2397 nt
Organism: Sphaeramia orbicularis (orbiculate cardinalfish)
Lineage: Eukaryota; Metazoa; Chordata; Actinopteri; Kurtiformes; Apogonidae
Gene: mad1l1
Product: mitotic arrest deficient 1 like 1
Exons: 18
Coding region: 129-2285 (718 amino acids)
Biological process (GO): mitotic spindle assembly checkpoint signaling; attachment of mitotic spindle microtubules to kinetochore
Cellular component (GO): kinetochore; nuclear envelope; mitotic spindle
Source: RefSeq, a predicted model, not a curated record
AUUUCUGAGUGUGCACUGUACAGCAACUAAGCUAGCAGAGAAAGAUACCUUAUCUGCGAAUAACCUGCUGUCAACUAACCUGCUGAGCUUCACAUAUUUCUGUGUGGCUCCAAGUGUAGACUCAUAAUAUGGAUUUAGAAGACGACACCACAGUGUUAACAACGUUGAAGUCCUUCAAUUCGUUCAUCAGCCGUUCUCAGCCUCCACAGCCUUUGCCAGAAUGCUCAGGAUAUGGAGGAAGCCUACAAAGCACAUACGAACGAAGCAUGGGGUUGUUGGAAGCAGCGGAAAGGGUUAAUUCGAAGAAUAAAUACUUUCAGCUGGACCAAGAGAAGAAGCAGAUGGAACUAAGUCACAAAAGAGCUCGUCUGGAACUUGAGAAAGCUGCUUCUGAUAAUGCAAGAGACUUUAAGAAUGAGGUUGAGAAGAACCAGGACCUCCUGGGCCGAAUCAAGAGACUGGAGGAAAGAGAGUCAGAAGCUUCCAGAAACCUGGAAGAGCAAGUGGAAGCAAACCGUGCUCUCCGUAAAAACCUGGAAGGACUGACCAAGAAACUGGAGGAGCGAGACACUCGACUGAACACUGCCAACCAGACUAUCAGUUCUUUGAAGGAUGAGGUCAGAGUGCUAACGCAGAAGAUCCAAAAUCAAGAUUCAACUCUUACUUCACAAACCUUAGAAAAAGAGGAAUUGCAGGAACAGCUGGACUUACAGCGCAGGAAGUACCAGGAAGUCUCUCAGCUUUGCAAAAAUCUUCAAGCUGCCCAGUCCUCCUGCUCAGAGCAUGUCAUCAAGAUUAAGGAGUUGGAGAGGCGUCUUGCCCUCCAAGAGCAGGAUUUUUCCAUUGUGAAGAAUGUGAAAUCAGAAGUGGCGAGGGUCCCGGACCUGGAGAAGGAGCUGAAGCGUCUCAGAGAGGAGAAUGCCCUUCUCAGGGAAAGCAGAGAGAACUGUAGUCUGUUGAAAGAAGAAGUGGAGGGCCUGAGGAGGAAGCUGGAGAGGACGGAGAAAACCAUAGAGGAUCUGGUUAACAUGGAACUGGAAAAGGAGAGGUUGGCUGAGAAACUCCAAGCCUGGGAAAAUCUGGGACAGUCUACAGGACUCAGCAUCAGGAAACCGGAGGAUCUGUCCAGGGAGGUGAUUCAGAUCCAGCAGAGAGAAAUCACACUGAAAGAGCAGAACUACACACUCAACAGCCGUGUGAGGAGCACGGAGCGGUUGCUGUCUGAACUCAACUCAGAGCUGUCUCAGCAGCACAGCAAGACUCUGGAGGAGCAGAAGAAAAGGGAGGCGCAGGACUCUUUGGUUCGACGACUGCAGAAGAGAGUUCUGUUGUUAACCAAGGAGCGUGAUGGAAUGCGUUCCAUUCUAGAGUCGUACGACAGCGAGCUGGCGUCCACCGAGUACUCACCUCAACUCAACAAGCGAGUCCGAGAAGCUGAAGACAUGCUGCAGAAAAUACAGAGCCACAACGUGGAGAUGGAGGCCCAGUUAACAAAAGCUCAGGAAGAGACAGGGGCCCUUAAGCUGCAGCUACAAACAGUGGAGCUGGAGCUGGAGUCUCUGAAGAAGCAACAGGCCUCUGCUGCUGACAGCAACGUUUUAGUGACCAAAGAGGAGGUCAGCAUACUCAGACAGAAAAUUGAAGAUUUAGAGGCCGAGCGCCAGCGUCUGGAGGAGCAAAAUAACAUUCUGGAGAUGAGACUGGAGAGACACAACCUACAGGGGGACUAUGAUCCAGUCAAAACCAGAGUCCUCCACUUCAAGAUGAACCCCACAGCUGUUGCCAAGCAACAACGGCAGCAGGAAAUGGAGAGUCUUCAGGAGGAAGUGACACGUCUGAGGGAACUGGUGCGCUCAUUGCAGGAUGGAGGCGCUCAAGACGACGGCAGCAUUCUCACCCCCAACCUCAGCCUCAGUUUACCUCCAUCUAAGGAAGUACUAGAUCUGCGUAAGCAAAUGGAGAGCUCUGAGCUAAAGAACCAGAGGCUGAAAGAGGUCUUCCAGAAGAAAAUCCAGGAGUUCCGCACAGUCUGCUACGUCCUGACCGGAUACCAGAUAGACAUCACCACUACGAACCAGUACAGACUCACCUCAGUCUACGCCGAGCACAUGGACGACUCCCUGCUCUUCAAAAAGAGCUCCAAGGGAAGCAUGCACCUCAUGGAAACAGAGUUCUCCAAAACUCUGGGCGAGAUGGUGGAUCUUCAUCUGCAUCACCAGAAGAGUAUCCCAGCAUUCCUGUCUGCUGUGACGCUCGACCUCUUCAGUCGACAAACCACCGUAUAAAAAAAUCAUUUCACACUCUUCGGAUGCAAAUAUGUGCUUUGAGUUUUAGUUUUGGGAGGUUUUUCUGUUCUCUGCCUGAUUGUCUUUCUUAUUAGAUAUUUACCAACAGGUC